Molecule: messenger RNA, 5020 nt
Organism: Bufo gargarizans (Asiatic toad)
Lineage: Eukaryota; Metazoa; Chordata; Amphibia; Anura; Bufonidae
Gene: HOXB3
Product: homeobox B3
Exons: 4
Coding region: 1949-3118 (389 amino acids)
Biological process (GO): regulation of transcription by RNA polymerase II
Cellular component (GO): nucleus
Molecular function (GO): RNA polymerase II cis-regulatory region sequence-specific DNA binding; DNA-binding transcription factor activity, RNA polymerase II-specific
Source: RefSeq, a predicted model, not a curated record
UAAAGCUCACCAUUUGAUCUUUAUUCGUAUUGAACUGAAAUGAUGUAAGACCUCUCACGAAAUAUGAAAGGAACAAAUAAAGGAAAGCACAUGAUCUAUUCUAUGUUAACAAGGCAACGACAUUAUAUAUCUUCUAAAACUUCUGAACAUAAACUUGUGAGAUUGUGAGUGUACAGAAGCUAUUUUUCCACUCUGGUCUCUGAUUUCCUGAGGCAAAUCAGUACACAUGUGUACAAAAAUACUACCAUACAGCAGGAACAUGAAACCGAAGCUUGGUAUUUUCGCAGAAAAUUGUCUUCCAUUAAAUUUUCCCUUGCCUCGGAAUUAUUCUCUUUGCCUCCAGCUAAGUGGAAUAUUUUUUACCAAGCGGUUCAUCUGCUCAGGAAUGAAAUCUGAGACAAACCACAAUGUCCUCAGUGACCUUAAUGUAAUUGAUUUUAUCAUAAAUCAUCAAGUUGAUGAAGAAACAAAGUUUUCAUUGAAGUAAAUUGAUAUUAAUGGAGUUUUUUUGUAGGAAAUUUAAACUACCUUUGUUGAAGCUGUGUGUGAAUCUGCUUUUUUUGUUUCUGCUGAGGACUUUACAGCCUGCUGUAAAUAUUUCCAGCGAAUAAAUGUACAUUCAGACAUCGUUUUAUGCUUGAUAAGGAUACAGUUCAGUCUCUGCGUUAUCCACUUAUUUCAAUGAUGAUGUGUAACGAGUGUGGUGACUAGUAAGGUUCCAAUAAUGAUCUCCUAAUAAUGAGACGCCAGAAAUUCAAUUCAAUACUUGUCGCUUCUAUGAGAUCCAAAAUAGUCAGGGCUGUGACCUAUGGUUUUAGAGACCUUACAAAGAGUCGACAUCACAAUAAGAACAUAGAUACCCUGUUAAACAUUAACAGCCACAAAGUCUUCUGGUCUGGUUAAAAAUUAACCUCCAAAUACAGAAGCAAGAGAAAGAUCUUAAAGAAAUGUCUGCCACAAAAUCAGAGCACUUCAAAUUACUAUUAACUCCAUAUAUGGUAAUUACAAAACUUUUCCCAUAAAGUUUAGAGGCUCAUAGAAGGAAAUAUAAGUUCCAAAGCUAGUGAAAAGAUUUGGGCAAAAUUUAAAAAUUCCAAAACUUGACUCUUGUUCACUUUGCUGAGACUCCUGGACCCUGAUUUGAAGCCCAUCCUAUUCUGGAGGACACCAUAAACAUUAUUGGUCUUUAAUGAUGGCAGAUCUCUGGUGGAAGUGAGUGGGAUACAGCCAGGAACUGCUCUUGGCUGGGUUCAUAUGGAGCGUGGGUGUGAGCCAACCCACCUCCCUUUAGACCCUCCAGCAAAGUGCAGAGUCAGGUUAUCACAGAGGACUCCAAGCUUCCAGAAGAUGCAGAGCUUUGAAGAAUAGACCCUUAAAAGAGGCUGGAAUUUUAUCUACUUUCCUGUCCUCCUCAAUCAAAUUCCUUGGUUCAGUUCAGUGGACUCAGGCUUUAACCCACCUCAAGACAUUGUCCUGGCCCUGGAGAUGAAUUCCUGGCCCUGGAGAUGAAUGCAGACAGGCAAAAUCGUAGCCAAAGGGACACAACACCCACAAAAUUUCUGGCACCCUGAUCCUUCAACGAUCUUUCUUUUUUUCUGGUCAUCGUUGGGGCGAUCAGAGCCAUCCACGUGAUCAAUGUGUCGCUCUGCCACCAAUCUCAUAUCACCAGCAAUGAGUCCUCUGCAGGAGAGGUGACCUUUGUGGGAGGUUGGGUGAGGCCCUACAUGCAACUGCAAGCACUAAAGUGUCUGUAAGCUCAUCCACUGAAGGCACCUUCUCCUGUCCACUAGUAUUAAAGUUUGAUAUUUAUUGGACACGACUAUUAAUCUGGUUGCCUUCAGCAAACACAAAGGAUAUUCGUGCCAGGUGACUGCGGGGUGCCAAUGUUAUUCUGUAAGGGUGGGGACACCCUCCGAGUAGGUGACAACACGUUUUGGGGAUCCAGGAGAUGCAGAAAGCAUCCUACUAUGACAACCCCACUCUCUUUGGAGGCUACUCCUACCAGGCAGGCGGUCUGGGUUAUGAAGGGCCACAACAGUCUUUUGCGACUUCUUCUCACCUUGACAACGAUUUCCAGCGUUCAUCUUGCUCCUUGCAAUCCCUGGGACACAAUGGUCCAUUGGCUAAACCUAAAAACAUAAACGGAAGCUGCAUGCGGCCCAGCCUGGCGCCUGAACACCACCAGGCCUCUUCUCUCUCCCCCCAACCGAAUCCCACCGCAGCCCCCAGUAGUAGCAGCAGCGCCCAGUCUGGAGCAAAGUCCUCAUCAGUAAAAACACAGGUUCCUUCCAACACAACCAGCAAACAGAUCUUCCCAUGGAUGAAGGAGUCCAGGCAAAACUCCAAACAGAAAUCCAGCCCCCCUGCCGCAGCGGCAGAGAGCUGCAGUGGUGACAGGAGCCCCCCGGGUUCCUCUGCCUCCAAGAGAGCACGCACGGCCUACACCAGUGCACAGCUUGUGGAGCUGGAGAAGGAGUUUCACUUUAACCGCUACUUGUGCAGACCCAGGAGGGUGGAAAUGGCAAAUUUGCUCAAUCUCAGUGAGAGGCAAAUCAAGAUCUGGUUCCAGAAUCGCAGAAUGAAGUAUAAGAAGGAUCAAAAGGUAAAAGGGAUGUCAUCAUCCUCAGGAGGACCUUCUCCAACUAGCACUCCACCUCUGAGCAUGCAAUCCUCUGCAGGCUACCUUGGCUCCAUGCACUCAAUGACUGCAAACUAUGAGGCACCUUCCCCACCUCCCUUUAAUAACAAACCCCACCAAAAUGCCUACUACCAGACCCCAGCAAAAGGUUGUCCUUCCCAACAGAAGUAUGGAAACACGGCCCCAGAGUAUGACCACCAUGGCUUACGAGGGAAUGGAGCCAAUUAUGUCUCUCCUAGUAUGCAAGGGAGCCCAGUAUAUGUUGGGGGGAACUAUGUGGAUUCCGUGCCAGCACAAGGCCCUUCUAUGUAUGGUCUUAACCACCUUGCACACCAGCCCAAUAACAUGGACUAUAAUGGUGCCCCUUCCCUGCCAACCAGCCAGCAUCAUGCACCUUGUGAACCCCACCCAACUUAUACAGAGCUCUCAUCGCAUCAACAGGGAAGGAUCCAGGAAGCCCCCAAACUGACCCAUUUGUGAUUCAAUGAGGAAAUAUUUAGACUAUAGGGGGCGCUGAGCGAAGACACGGCCUAAGAAUCAACAAGAAGCAUUUGUGUUGAUCUGCUAUUGUAAUAUAUAUAUUUUUUACAUUUUAUUUUAUUUUUUACAUUUUAGAUGUUACAGGAUUCUAAUGUGUACUGUAAUGUAACUACAAUAUAAUCAAUACAAGUGCUUCUGAAGGCUGUGUUGUUGCCUGCUGGGGAAUAAUGUAUUGUUAGUAUUAUGUUGUAUGGAAUAAUAUUGGUCGACAUCAUUGGCAUUUGUUAUUCCUAUCCACUUGUAGCCCUCUAGCAAGUAGUAUAAGAAAUAUUUUUUUCAAAACCCACUUGGUCAGCAAUAGGCUUGGACAUAUAGUAGAUCUGAAAGAUCCUGGAUCAUUUAGUUUGUAUACUCCAUGUAUGCCCAUAGCUGAUCACAUGUUUAUUGUUCUGCAAGAUCAAGUAACAGGAGGAAUAUCCCUUUGUCGUGGUAGGAACCUAGGCCUUAAGAUCAAAAGAACAAUGUGCUAUCUAGAUCAUUGAUUUUUUGGUGUCAGUUCUUUGUUAAAAUAUAUUGGUUCCAACAACAAGUUCAAUAAUUGUGGGCCUUUCCUGAAGGCAAAAAAUAAAUAAAUCUCAGUCUCGUCUUAUCGUGAAUACAGGGUAUAUAGUAUACUAUACUGUACUAUACUAUACUAGGAGAUGUCUGCUCACCAAUCUAAGCACAGUGUCUGCUGUCUGUGCGGACAUCUCGCUUGCACUUCCAGUUUACAAGGGUGAGAGCAGCCCAGAGGCCCAGCUCAUUCAAACCUGGAUUGCCAGGCUUGUGUGACCAUGGGUAGAAAUAUUUAUUAAUGCUGCUUAUGGAAUCCGUUGAUACAAGUAUUUUUUCCCCUCAAUUUUGUAUUAUUUAUCCAGCAUAUUAACGUAUUUAUGAAAUUUAAGAAGGAAAAAAAAUGUACUUUUUGUAUUUUCUUGUUCUAAAGGUUGUGUUUCCCUGUCAUCGUAAAAUAUUGCCUAUUUAAUUCUAGUAUUUUAGAGAGAUAGUUUGUUUUCUUGUACUAAUGGGUAAUGUAACUACUCCUACCGGAGGCAUGGGAAGACUCAUCCAGCUGUUAUUGUCUAGCCAUGAAUAGGGAGGCUGCACAAAACCCUCUGGAGAACUCUUUGUUCCUUGUAGGCCAUUUUAUUUGCAAAAAAAAAUGUCUGUUAUAUAUAUAAAAAAAAAAAAAAAAGAACAAUCCUGGAAUAAACUUUGUGUUAUAAAAUCUGCUAGUUCAGUUCUUGGGACAGACUGGGGACAGUUACCAGACACCCUGCACAAGAUUCUGUAUAUGUUUGAAUGUACAAGGAAUGUCAAUGUUUGUUCUUAAUUAUUUAGCUGUCUGUAUGGAAUCUUCUCAGGUUAGGGAACAUAUAUGAAAAAGCACAGGCCCAGGUCUUCUGCUGAUUGCAUUUCUAUGGGUUUCUUCUAGGCAAAUAUAUAAAACACGCUGGAAGAGAAGGGGAGGUGGAAACUAAUAAAUAUAUAUUUAGAGAUAGAACCGAAAAUGCUGGAAACAUAUUAGAAGGGAUUGAACCAUAUUUACAUGCAGGAUCGUUUCUCUUGGACAUAACAUUAAUCUUAUGCAUAAGCAAGAAGUCGUGAUGCUUGUUUGUUCUGGAGACGUAGAUAAUAAUAAUAAUAAUAAUAAUUAUUAUUAUUAUUAUUGUUAUUAUUAACCUUAAUAUUUAUGCCAAUAUUCAGGUUAUAUUCAGUCUGGCAAUCAGGGAAAACAAUGCAGGGAUUAACAUAAUAGAAGAGAGAAAUUAAAAAUGGGACAACUAUGAAAACUAAAACUGCAUAACAAAAACAGAGAGGAUUCUUGGGAUUGUAGAAGGAGAAGGGGAGAGAAUGAGAAUC